UACUCCAGAAUAGCGCGCGGCGGAGGAGCAGCCACACGGAACCGUUUAGCAGCAUUUCCCUGGAUCCUCUCGCCAAUGCGUGUUUGUUUAUGCGGGGUUUGUUUGGUCCGGAUUAAGCGUGCUGGGGGAAGAUAUGCGGCGGUAUGUCGGCGCUAAAGGAGAACCAGUGUUACGGACUGUCCAGCGGUAAACUGAGCCUCGGCGGUAACGUCUCUGUUUUUCAUGUUAAACUCACUGACAGCGCGGCAAGAGCCAUUGGCUCCUUUCAAAAUGGAAAGGGUUGGCCUUCCCAUCCCACCAUCUGUUUUAACGGGAAUCAAGGGAGGAUCUCCAUCCCUUGCUCGGAGGACAGAAACGAUUCGAGGACAUUCACCUUCGGCGUGACUAACGUCGCCCGGGACAAUCCAAAUGGGAGCUUCGACUGCGUGCAGCAGCUCAGCGCUGGUUGUGCAGAGGAGCUGUCAUGUGUAGGGGUGAUUCAGAAGAAGAUGACGGUCAAAGCCACGGAUGACUCGUACGAUAAGGCCCGUCAGAGCAUGGCGCAAGUCGAAGAGGAGACGCGCAGCCGAGGGACCAUUGUCAUCAAGCAGAGCGGGCCCUAUCGGGGCAAGAAGGUGACUGUGCGAGCCCCGGCGCCAGCACUGGCCAGCUUGGCAAAGCCCCGACCGCCAGCCGCCCACCCUCUGGUCAGCAACAUCAGGAAGGGACUCGGCAUGUCCAAGCUGAAGAAGAGCGCCUGCGCCUCUAACAAGAAGAGCGUGGCUGCAAUGCAGGGGAGGGCUCUCAGGGAGAGAAUAACACACCUGCUGGCGCUGAGGCCGUACAGGAGGCCUGAGCUGAUCCUGAGGCUGCAGAACGAUGGACUGACAGCAGGAGACAAAGACAAGCUGGACUUACUACUGAUGGAGGUUGGCCAGCUUAACAGCCGAGACAACACGUUUGGUUUAAAGGACGGCCUCUAUAAGGAUCUGCAGAAGGACUGGCCAGGCUACACCUCCGGAGAUCAGCAACUUCUCAAACGCAUUCUUGUCAGGAGACUGUUUCCACCUCAGCGGAGCCUCCUCACCGUCCCUGAAGCCCAGGUCAGUCCACUUCGAGACACCCCCAACUCCUCUCCAGCCCACCGUCCAAAACCUUCCCUGCCUGAGGAAUACACUGACCCUCUGCUGAGUAAGAAGCCCAGGAUAUCUCACCUGUCGAGUAAAACAUCCAGCGACAGGACACAGGUGACGACGUCCAGACAGGCGGCUCAUAAAGACGUCACAGAGGCGACAGGGAACGACAAGCAGAGGAACUCGCUCGACCCACGGAAGCUUUUCGACUCCCUGUCAGCGGUCUGUCAGCAGGAAGCAGAAGUGGCCAAGAGGCUUAAACCGACUCCUCCUUGUGCUCAGGAGGAGCCCAACAGCACGGCAAAAGACCGUCCUAAACCCAGUCCGGAUCCUCCGUCCCCUCUGGCUGUGCCCAAACAGGACCGACACACAAGCAAAAGGAAGAAGAGCAAACACAAACACAAAGAUCAGGAGAAAGACAGAAGGAGAGAGAGGAAAGAAAGGAAGAAGGAACAUCAUUUGGAGGAUUCUGCACUUGUGGACUUCACAGAGCCUAGUGACAUUUUGUUUGACUCUAAUCUGCUUCAAGUGAACAAAGACCCCCCCGACUAUCUAUCGAUGUAUACGGGGAUUCACAGUCAUGACAAGAGGCAGCACUACAAGCUGGACUUCAACAGGGAGUACAGCGAGUACAGAGAUUUACAUGCUCGUAUUGACCGGGUGACGCGGCAGUUCAUGGAGCUGGACACACAGCUGAAGCAGCUUCACCAUGAAUCCCAUAAAUACAAGACGGUUCAUGAUCAAAUACUUAAAGAGUAUCGCAAAAUUAAAAAGUCCAACCCCAACUUCAACCAGGACAAGAUUCACUGUGAAUAUCUUCACAACAAACUUGCACACAUCAAGAAGCUCAUAUCGGAGUACGACCAUCAGCAGCUCAGUGUGGACGACUCGAGGCUAAACUGAAUAUCUUCACUGUGCAGGGGAGCUUCAUGCUGCUGAAAUGAAAUCCACUCAGCUGGAAUCUGUGGUCUUUGUUUCACACGAGCUAUCGGAUAGGUCACUUAGGUCGGGAAGUGUUUGUAAGAAGCAGCAGUGUUACACUUGGAAAAACAAGCCCUUUAAUAUAAGAUCUUUUUUAGACAAUGGGAAAUUUAAGAAGGAAUGGUUUGGUUUGCCGAUAGGCUGCUACUCGAGUGACUUUAUAUUGCCAAGGAAGCAAGGAGUAACUAAAGUUUUAUAAAGAAUUUAAAGCUUAAACUCACUCUUUAAAAAUGCAAACACAUACUCUGUAUGUGGAGAUGAGGUGCUAAGCUUAAAAGACACAUGUAGAUUCCCAUCCUAUCACACAUCUUUUGUGAAUUCAUCAAUCUGGGUGUUUGCUUCUGUUCUGUUAGCCAUACCAGUGUUUAUUCAGGUAGCAUGAGAUGACUGCACGCUGUACAGAAACCUUGUGUGAAUAGAGGGUACGAGUUCUGAUGUUCACAUCCUGAGAAGAAGUGUUUUUUUGGGGGGUUUGGUGCGCUAAGAAAUGUCGCCAAAAUUCAAGCCAAAUCUGCUCUGUGUUGACUUCUGAUUACAAGAGCCUGAAACAGUAUUCCACUAAUGUUGCCUUGAGCGCAGAAGACUGUUACGUUGAACAUGAAAUGCUAUCUUGAAGUUGUAUUCAGGGAAUUUACACUAUGAGUUGCAGUAGAAGAUUAAAUGUUCUGAGGUUCAAAGAAAUUAAAGUUAUGGACUUACUGUUUUUAUAAGUUGAGGGGCUGGGGGAAAAAAGAUCAAUAUAAAGAAUUUAUUGCACGCCGUGUACUGUUCAGAAUGCAUGCGGAGUAAAUCAGUUUGAUGUCAGUUUCAAAUAAAUUCAUAUGUGUU
Messenger RNA from Labrus mixtus (cuckoo wrasse), 2921 nucleotides. RefSeq names its product RNA polymerase II elongation factor ELL-like. NCBI's taxonomy places the organism in Eukaryota, Metazoa, Chordata, Actinopteri, Labriformes, Labridae. The transcript is spliced from 12 exons. The record is from RefSeq and is a predicted model, not a curated record. Gene Ontology annotation, cellular component: transcription elongation factor complex. Bases 144 to 2015 code for a protein of 623 amino acids. Gene Ontology annotation, biological process: snRNA transcription by RNA polymerase II; transcription elongation by RNA polymerase II; positive regulation of transcription elongation by RNA polymerase II. Gene Ontology annotation, molecular function: cis-regulatory region sequence-specific DNA binding.